Exophiala dermatitidis NIH/UT8656 is the source of this 4755-nucleotide messenger RNA. RefSeq lists its product as uncharacterized. The transcript has a single exon. The record is from RefSeq and is a predicted model, not a curated record. NCBI's taxonomy places the organism in Eukaryota, Fungi, Ascomycota, Eurotiomycetes, Chaetothyriales, Herpotrichiellaceae. The coding region runs from base 1 to 4755 and encodes 1584 amino acids.
AUGUCGCAAGGGCCCACUACUACUCGAGGGGCAUCUUUCAACUACGACGACUUGAGCUCUUCCCCCGAUCCUCUCGCAUUUGAUGAUGACAAUAUUUCGGUUAAUGGCAACUUGACCUCCGCAAGUGCGCGCUCACCAACCAAGAAACGCAACCAGAGGAGAGUUUCAAAAACACCCGCCGCGUCGGGAACCAUUAUUCCAUCUUCCCCCUUUCGAGCCGUGGCCGAGCAGAACCUCAGUCCAUGGAAAAUCAGAGUUACAAUUGAGGCGGAAGAAGAAGGAGAAGAAGGUUUCAACAUGGAGGCAACAACAACGGCAGGGCGCAGAGUGACCAGAACAAUGCAGAUACCAUUGCGACAAGAGUCGCCGGCCAGCGACAGAGAAGUUGGAACUGCGCGCGGAAGGAGAUCGCGAUCGCAAGAAAGUCCCAGCAAAACCAAGAGAAGCGGCACGCCAGUGACAAGUCCCAGAAAAGGCGCAGGCGUCAGGAAGCAGAGACAGAGCGUGACGGAUCUGAAUAUACGGCCGCUAGGCGACGACGCGGAUGAGGACGACUGGUUACGGCAAAAGAAAUCACCGCGCAAGAAGAAGACAACAACCCGAGCUCGGAAGAGUAUCUCUGGCGCUGAGGUAGCGACGCAAACGUCCUCUUCUUCCUCACAAACAGGAAGUCUUGACUUUCAAAUCCACGCCGAAAGCAAUGAAAGUGCCUCUCACCAAGGUCGAGAGAAUACAGAUAGUGUGUCACCUGAACUCCGCGAUAUUGACUUGAACAAAGUCUCAGUUCGGGCUCGAGCACUGUCAACAAGAUCGACAGCAGACGGUGAGAACCACGAUCCGCAGAACAGCGGUGAUCAACUGGAUGUUCCUACAAUGCGAAAGGGAAAGGGGUUGGACCUGCGAAAAGUAUCCGUUAACAGCGCGAAGAGCUAUCCUACUCCCUCCCCGACCUCGUCCUACCGUGGAGAUUCCGACGACAUCGGCGGAAAUCCAGUUGAUGAUGAUGAGGCGAGUAGCCACGAUCAAGAUCCUCAUAAUGAAGGCUUCGACACCAUUCUAGAGAGCGAGGGGUUCACGAUGAUCGACUUGGAUACCCUUCCAUCUGCGAAACAAUAUGGUUUCAGCAGUCCCGCAGUAGUAGAGGGCAAUCAUCAAUCGAAUGGCGCUCCAGAAUCAUCCACGGCCGCGGCCAAUGCUUCAAAUCAAGAACUUGAACAACAUCCAUCCCAACCGGAGGAGGCGAUAUCGUAUCCCGCUUUGAAUGCCGACGAGAGCGACCUAUCCAGUACUGUUCCCUCGUCGCCGCCGUCAGCCGCGGCAGCACAUGUGCAAGAGAAAAGUAUCCUACGAGUGCAAUCGGAUAUCGCUCGCAAAGUUACACCACAACCAUACUCAUCUCCUAAGCUUCCUUCUCCACCUAGACAAGAUGCUCGAGGAGUUCCGCACCAUCGACAUCGUGGCUCCGUCUCUGCUCUCGCUGCGGGGAUUGCAUUACAGGGAGUGGUGACACCGAAACAUAAACAUUCCGACAGCGCCAGCGCGGUCACUGUGCAAGACAAACAGAGUUGUUCGUCAUCGUCCCGUGAAUCCCAGCAAAAGGAUGAGCAUGGUUUAUUCCAAGGUUUUGACUGUGGCACACAGCGCGAAUUGCGAGCAGGCCUUCGAUUCGGCGAGGAACUUGCCAGACGUCAAUCUCAAUUUCAUUCCCCAGCUGCCAGUGGACCAGAGACAGAGACAGCUUCUUCUACCCAUGUCUCGAAGCAGGAGGAACGACAUAAAAUAGUGGGCUUGGGAAUCAGCAAGUCUGAAUAUUCAUCACAUACCAAUAAUGGCAACCCCAGCCAUAAUCAGGCCACAGCAACUCAAGUCUGGCGAGGCGAGAAUUUGGUCCAACGGACUCCUCCUGUCCAUGUCGUACCGGCUGGUAAACCGACCGAAACAAAACAGUCGCAGGCACAGUCACCUCCGCGCACUCCGCAAAAUCAAGAAUCAAGCUACAUCGACCCCCCCAGAUACCCGGAUACCCAGGAUCGGGAACGUGAACGUGAGUAUCAGUUGGAGAGAGACGCGAUAAUAAGAGAGAUCGAAAACGCGAGUGCAAGUCAGGUCAUUGUGAUUGACAGUGAUAGUGAUGAAGAAGAAGAAGGGGCAAAUGCCCAGAGAUCUGGAUCCGACGCGAAUGUUCCUGUUGAUGAGAAUGCAAAUUCUUACCAUGAAGAUGAUGACGACGAGGAUAUCUGGCUUGCGGAAGCAAAGCACUCGUCUAGUCCAGGGCCGGAAGCGGAAUUGCAUCGACCAAGUGAAAGCGAGAUUUUGGCUACGUCGAAGCAGGAUGAGGUUAAGGUAUCCCGACAGGCCAAAGAAGUUGUCAAGCGGCCACGUCGAAGUCUGAUCCCAAGUCCUUGGAAGCGAGGAGACGACAUUGAGAAUCCACAUGAGAACAAUAACAGCACCUUUCUAUCGACAGCAACAGAGGACAUGAGUGGGCUACUGUUCUAUAAGGGCGGGGAAAAUAAUGGUCUUUUCGGUGCCGGGGAGAUUAAACGACUUCAACAACAGCGUCAACGACGGGGUAGUGGCAAAUUCGACAUUGAUCUCAUGGCCGGGACACCGAAGAAGGAAGCACAUGCUGUUGUCAAAGAGCCUCGCUUUCGCAGUGACAGAAGACAUGUGGAUGUGGCAGCACAAGUCGACCGUACUGACGAAAGUCAAUCGUCAGAAAGCGAUGGGUCCGAAGCCGGUCAGCAUGUUGGCGACGAAGAGACCUUGGAUGAAGUGGGAGUAGACUCGGAAACUCAACCAGAGGCAGAGGAAGAAGCAGAAGCAGAGGCGGAAGAAGAAGAGCCUUCGUCCUCCGUUUCUUUGGUUUCUUCGCCUUCAGCAGCACCGCUGGUCAAGAAAAUCCCCGUCAUAUUCAACGACUCGUCACUCUCAGUAUCUCCCGGUGGUGAUAACGACGGCAACGGUAAAAGUAACAGUCUCCAGCAGCGACAACGGCAACGGCCAUCUUCCAGCCAACGCGUCGACAGUCAAUCCCUCUCUCCUCCGGACAAGAACACAACCACGAGCACAAACACAUACUCAUAUCCAUCUCCUCAAAGACCAGCUACGCCCCGAUCAGCGCUAAAAGGGUCCCGUCAAAGCUUCGCAGCCGAGUGUCGUGAGCGCGAAGCAGGAAAUCAUACACCCACCCUCGUGCCGUCGCGUCGGGUCGUCUUUAGUGAGAGAUCCCGCGGGGUGGAUGUGGAUGGGUUGGAGAGCAGUUUUAGUAUGAAGUCUUCUUCUUCGAGGACCGAUGGGUCUGGACUGGUGUUCCAGGCGGAAGAGCAGCACUCGGAGUCGCAAUUGUUGAGUUUUGUUUCGACUUCGUCUGGCAAUAGUACUACGGCUGGGGAGUUGGAUGGGCAGUUGAAUGGGGAGUUGCGGGUGCAAGUGCAAAUGCAAGGGGAAGCUCAGGCACCGUUGCAGACUCAAAAUGGACGUGGAAGUCUGGACAACGAUAAGUUGCAUUGCCUGGAUGACAUGGGAAGGAAGAAGAGUGAAUCUCAAGGUGUUUCUGCGGCGGCUUCGGUCUCUGAGUCUGAUGAGUUAAAGUCUGCUUUUAUAAGCAAGAAAGGUUGGACCAGUUGGCUCUGGAAAGGUAAAGAACAUGACCCGGCGUCAGAAAGAGCAACGGCAACAGCAACAGCAACAGGAACUUUACAGUCCGGUCGGACAUCGAGUUUUGGUACUGCACGUCACGACGAAAGAGCGUACUAUGCAUAUGAGAACGAAGAUGACGACGGUGAGGACGACGAAAACGAUGAAAGCCAGGACUCAAGGUCUGGGUCGUCUGGAUGGCAGAAAACGAAAUCCUCCAUUGCGUCGUCCUCGUUGUCAUCCACCACCUCUUUGAAGCAGCAUGCGCAAGCAAAUGCAGCGAAUGCAUCGAAGCGAGCACUGCCAGCAGAGACUCGGACAGCCGAAGCAACGACCAAGUCGAGACAAUCAAAAACACAAUCGCGACAACUUGACCAGACCAAGUACGAAUAUCAAUCACAACCACACUCUUACUCACAAUCUCACCGUCAGCAUCAGCACCAGCGUGAACGUGAGCGUGAGCAUCAGCAUGACCAUCAGCAUCAGCGUCAGAACCAACAUCAACCUCAACGUCCAGAUGUUGAGGAAGUCAUCAACAAUACCUCAACAACAACUCGAUCUACCAGCAGAGGAUCAGGAUCCAAUCUCAAUCUACCCUCCUACCUCCUCCCACCAUCCUAUCCAUCCGACCCGCACCGAUCCCCAUCUACUCCUUUGAGUCUCAGCGGUGAAUUCACAAACUCCCAUUUCCGCACUCUACACAUCAUCUACCGCAAGUCUCUGCGUCCCAAGUUUCAUGCGCCGGCUGUGCAAGAUAUUCGUCCGGAGAUUAUGGCCUUGUUGGGUACGGAGAUGGAGGUUGAUGAGACGGACUAUCUCCCCAACGGUGGUGCGAGCACGAGUGUGCUCUCCGAAAAAAGUACCCUGGACGAAGUAUUCGUUUGGAAAAUCGGCGAGGUCGAAUGUGCCGUUUUGGAACGGUUCAUGCAAGAGUGUGAGUUUAGUCAGGGGAUUUGGAAGGGGAGACCAAGAAGACUCGGUGAUGAUGAUGAGAAAUAUGGUUCUCGCUGGGGUUGGAGUGUUGAUCAGCUUGCGACUUGGUUGUGUCGCAUUGUGGUUGGGGAGGUGGUUCGAGAUGAGGAGAGGAAAGCAAGGGAGAAUGCGAAACGAAAGUGA